This is a messenger RNA of Pseudocercospora fijiensis CIRAD86, 3120 nucleotides long. RefSeq lists its product as uncharacterized. The coding region runs from base 1 to 3120 and encodes 1039 amino acids. The transcript has 15 exons. NCBI's taxonomy places the organism in Eukaryota, Fungi, Ascomycota, Dothideomycetes, Mycosphaerellales, Mycosphaerellaceae. The record is from RefSeq and is a predicted model, not a curated record.
AUGAAAGCAGCUUCGGCGAAAACUCUAUACGAAACAAAUCCUGACCUUUCUUCUACUCAGCUCUCGCAAACAGACAAUACCCUCGCACCUCGUCGCAGGCUCCUGGAAUGCUUCAGCUUAUGCCUGUUUACUUCGCUGUCACUUCGAAUCGCGAUUACGUGCCUCGAAAACCCCAGGCAGACCGACAGUGAUCUGAGACCGUUCUCGAGCGCAGCGCGUACAACAAAGCAACCAGGCUGCGAGCCACCUUCCUUUCUCCUUUCCUCCUGCACGCAUGCAACCACGCUCUCCCACACCCUCCCAGCAGACAACGCGAUGGUGGUGCAAACACGCCAGCAGCGACAACGACAGCUCAAGAAUCAACCAGAGCAAACGGAAUCCGGGCCUCAUCGGCAACCACAAAGCCAGCAAAAGCCUCCACCACAGCAACCACCGCCGCCGCCGCCAUUGCAACCUCAACAGCCGCCUCCGCCUCCCGCACCAACUCCCGAACACCCUAUGCGCCGCUUUGCCAGAAUGAUGAGAAACAACCUCCGCGCCCUCACGAUCAUAGCCUUUGCGGUCUGCCUCCUUGCCUACUUCGGGUGGCGCGCGAGGAAAGUCGCGCAUCGGCCAAUGUUGGUGGAUGAGGUAGAUGGGCGCUUUUACACAUGCCGUAAAGCGCGAGCGCGGGCAAGGAGUGUACAAAGUCUGACUUCGCGCUCGACUGGGUUAUGCAUUAUGCGGUAUGCGGUAUGCAAGCUUGACUUGACUUGCAAGCUUGACUUUGCAAGCUUCAUUUCACACUAUGCAUCAUGCAAGCCUGACUUCAAUCCUAUUCUAGCCCUUACCUGGCAUACAAUUCUUCUCUCUCCAACCUACAAAAUGCAUUCCUUCAUGCUCCCAUCUACCCUCUCCUUUUCCCUACCAACGAUCUCUUCCUUCUGCGCGACGCUGACUUUCCCUUCCCCAACACGCAGACAAAGCGUGCCACCACUACCAGACAACUCGCUGCGUACCAAUCCCGUCUUCCUGAGAAGUAGUUUCUCCUCCAGCGGAAGCGAGUCUUCCUUCUUGCCACAUUCUGCCAACAUCAACGCUCCAGGAACCGUAUCUCAGCGUCCCGUCUUGUUCGGGAGGAAAGGCAGUCAAUCCUCUGAGGUCGACAAUGAUGAACGCCGCAGAGGAAGGCCAGGAGCAAGAGCAGGAGCAAGUGAUGCCGAGCCAGCCGACCGUAACUCUUUGGACGUCCAGGCGGAGCCGUAUCAUAAAGGACCGAUCACCCCAACUGCACCAUUGCGCAUCUCGGCCAGCUUACCACUCGUCCGACCACUUUCUUCCCAGGCAGGGGUGAGGAAUCCAGACGAACGUGGUUUUGUUCCGCCAUUCUCUUCUUAUGAAAGACCGGUUAAUCCACAAGGUGGGUUUAGCCGGCGUCUCUCGCCCAAUGUACGGCAGAAAAAUCCGGAUGAUGGCUUGAGCGCACCAAUCUCUUCCAAUGUACGAGUAAACAAUCCUGACGGUUGUUCUCGCCCACCACUCUCUUCCGAUACCGCGGUGAAUAAUCCAGAUGAGCAUGGCUAUCUCCGCCGACGCUGUUCAGAUGCUGGACUGAAGAAUCGAGAUGAACGUAGUUUGGCUCGGCCAUUCUCUUCUAAUACAGGAGAGGCCAGUCCAGAUGAAGGAGAUUUUCAGCGGCCACUCUCUGCCAAUGCGGGACUGAAUAACCCAAGAAGUGGCUUCCUUGGUGGCGUGAAUGUUGACCGAUCUAACACGCGCGGGCAGGCACAGCAACGCCGCCCAAGCUGGGAAGUUAUAUUGCGGCCUUCGGUACGCCAGCUUCGGCGCCGCUAUUCGGACAGUACUGGAGAACCGCGAGCCUUCUUUCUUCGUCCGCAGUAUGGAGAAUCGAGCAAGCCUCAAGAUCAACCACAUCAGAGUAACCUUGACGAGAUUCUGCAUCCCAUACCACGCCCUUCGUCCCAGGAGCGACCCAGUGAAAGCGAAACGCUGCCCUCAAACAAGCCUGGUCGCCGGCGCCAAUCAUUCUCAGGGAUCUAUCCCUAUAACUCCUCGCUAUCUGCUGGCCAAUACACCCGUCGGCGAAGAGUCCGCAACAUCUUCAGUCCCGAGAUUCUGUGCAUUGCAAUCAUAAUUCUCGCCCAUGUCCUGGGAUCUAUAGCGUCUGGAAUGUUCUACACUGGCCGAACGACGGGAGGACACGAUCGAGGCGGCCAGACCAGCCUCCAUGCCACACGACUCCAAACCCCACCAUUCUCCAACACAUGGUCCAACAACUCAUCCUUCUCCUCCUCAUCCUCGCAGCGGAAACCCAAACUCUCAUCCCUCGCCGUCGUAUUCCCAUUACAAGCAUUCCGAAACGCUCAAUGGGAAUCCCUCGCAUUUGCAGAAGAAGACGAACACUCACACCCACCAUUGUUCUCAUCUUCAGCUCCGCCAAUAACAAAAUUCUCAACCCUCGGUCUCUCAAAUCUCGCGACGAUUUGUCCCUUCCCAUUCCCUUCCACCAACACCGUGAUGAAGAAGCGGAAAAAGAAAGAUCAGGAUAAUGAUGAUGAAUCUAAGAUUUGGAUUUGGAUGAAUGUUGAAGCAGGAGGAGGGGGAGGGGAGAGUAAGUUCAGGAAGGCUGCGAUGGAGAUUUUGAAGGAGAUUUUUGCGCUUUCGCUUGCUCAAGAUGAAGAUGGUGGGAUGGGUGGGAUAGGUAUGACGGAGUGUAAAUGGGAGGUUUUAAGGAUAUUGGAGUUUUUUGAGGAGGUGGAGUUGGGGUUUGGAGGGUGGGUGGGGAUGGGAGGAGGGCGGCGUGAGGGCGGCGUGAGGGCCAUGGGAGUCGUGUAUACCUUCGCGGUCUAUGACACGCUUGGGAGGUGCUUUCAAAGCUGUAUUCCAGCAUUGACCGGUCUUGGGGAUUUUCAGCAAGAAGAUGAUCAGCAAGCCGAUGAUUGCUGCAGAGGCGUGAAAGACUCGUAUGAAGAGUUUGUCGCACUCCUUGGAUCAACCCUUGUUCAUCUAGCAGAUUGGAGGGUGAUCAGCAAGCUGCAAAAGCGUGAAAAGCUCGAGUCUUCGAAGCCAGAGUUCUGUCCAGUCGUGCGGUGUGUACUCCAGGUGCCGUUGUUAUCAUAG